GCACAAUUUAACGCCACAGCAGGUUGCGAUGAAAGGCCACUGUGACAAGGCCACGGAAACUUCUAAGAAAAAACUAUGCUCUCAGCUCAAAAUUGUAUUCCACAUGGAAAAACAUGAUCUCCCAUCUAACCAUUUUGUAGCACAGACUGAGCUACUGCAAGCUCUCGAGGCUCCAGAUUUUGUCACCACCGAUGGCAUUUAUUGCCACAGCGACUCUGUGGAUGAUAUGGAAAAGGCAUUAGAACACAUCGUGGUGGAACAGAUCCGUGAAAAACUGAAAAACAGUGACUUCAUUGGAAUAAUAAUUGAUGAAACUGUAAAUAUCACUGUGAACAAAAAGUUAAUCAUAUAUCUAAAGCUGGAAAUUAAAGGAAAGGUGGAGACAUGCUUUCUUGGAAAUUAUGAUGUGGACUCCGGGACAGCAAGAUUGAUUUAUGAUCGCGUUGUUGCGGUGCUUUGCGAAAUGGAUAUAGCACUGUCCCGUGUCAUUGGCCUGGGUUCAGAUGGUGCAAGUGUAAUGAUGGGAAGGCAUGGUGGGGUGGGUGCUUUGUUUAAGCAAGCAAAUCCCUUUUCUAUCCAGGUGCACUGCGUUGCCCACAGGGCUGCACUUACUGUGCUGGACGCAGAGAAAGCUGUGGAAAACAUCAGAGCUUACAAAAACACAAUCUCCCCUGUGAACUCCUUCUACAGACACUCUGCCACCAGAACAGCCCAGCUCCGCCAAUUAACAGCUGCACUCAGUAGUGAGGACAUGGUCAGCCUCAAGCAGCCGUGUGCAGUCCGCUGGCUAUCCCUACACAGGGCUGUGGAGGCCAUGAAGCACAACUGGGCAGCUGUGGCCAUGGAAAUUAAUGAAGAGGCAGUGGGAGGAAAUACCCAAGCACAACGGCUGCUUGGUCAAAUCCAGACCUACAGCUUCAUAGCCCUGACUCACGCACUGGCCGAUCUACUACCAGUGAUGACAAAACUGAAUUUAGUUUUUCAGAAAGACAACAUCAAUCUUUCCAGCAUCCGACCAAUAGUGCAAGCAUCUGUCGUGGCAUUUACACACUUACGAGUUGUCCCCGGUCCAGAAGAGGAAACAUUCCAGGUGGGAUAUAAAGACGACACAUACAAGGAUGUCAAAGUGACCAAUUCAAGCGACAGCUCCAUUCAAGCUUUCAAAAAAGCCAGAGAACGCUAUGUUCAACAUCUGAUAGAUGCCUUGCUAGAUCGGUUCCCCGAGGAUUGCAUGGAUCUACUUCACUGCCUCGAUGCCCGUCUGAACCCCUCUAGAUAUCCGCAGACACAUAGUGCUCUCCAAGAAUAUGCAGAACCAGCGAUCAGAAGGAUUAUUUGCUAUUUUACAAGCCUUGAGUCUGCGGACACCGCUCCUCUUAUUGAUACCGUAAGCCUGCGACGUGAUGCCCUCGCUGUCAUGACAGCGCCCCGUGGCUAUGGAGGAUUGCAUUUCUCCACAGCCUGCGAAGUCCUCAUAUGUGAUUUCAACGAAAUGUAUCUAGAGUGGACCAAGCUCGCCAAGAUAGCCUGUGUAAUCCCUGUCUCGAGUGUUCCUGCAGAGAGGGGGUUCUCGCUGCAGAAUCGGAUCAAGACGAAGCAGCGAAGUCGCCUUGCGGAGAACAAGGUUACACAGCUUAUGCGCAUUGCAAGUUGUGGAGAGACACUGGGAAGUUUUGAUUUUAAGUCGGCAGCUGCACAAUUCAGCACUGCAAAAAAGCGUAAAAAGUAG
Messenger RNA from Carassius carassius (crucian carp), 1729 nucleotides. Its product is annotated as zinc finger protein 862-like. The transcript has 2 exons. The record is from RefSeq and is a predicted model, not a curated record. NCBI's taxonomy places the organism in Eukaryota, Metazoa, Chordata, Actinopteri, Cypriniformes, Cyprinidae. The coding region runs from base 29 to 1729 and encodes 566 amino acids. Gene Ontology annotation, molecular function: protein dimerization activity.